AUGGCCGAUCUUGAGAAAUCGCAAAACAGUGAUGCUGAGGGCAUCCCAGCAAAGCCAACGUUUCCAGAAGGUGGUUUGAAAGGAUGGCUAGCAGUUCUAGCAUGCUGGUGCAUCAUGUUCAAUACCUUUGGGUACAUUAAUGCUUUUGGAAUUUACGAGUCAUAUUAUCAGGCUACAUUCUUGCAAGAGCAAAGUGAGUCCAAUAUCGCCUGGAUUGGCUCAUUACAAGUCUUCUUCAUGUUUUCAGGAGGGCUGGUGUCUGGUCCUAUGAUGGAUCGAUAUGGCCCGAAGGUCAUCAUUAUCCCGUGUUCGAUACUCUUCAUCGUAUCUGUCAUGCUUACGAGCCUGUGUACGGAGUAUUAUCAAUUCAUGCUCGCACAAGGCGUUCUUGGGGGCCUAGCCAACGGGUUGACAUAUACCCCGAAAAUCACUGCUGUGAACCAAUACUUCUUCCAAAAACGACCGUUUGCGAUGGGAAUUGCGUCUAGUGGGUCAUCUUUGGCUGGCGUGAUAUUCCCAAUCGCGCUCAACCGAAUGUUGAACAAGAGUGACUUGGGGUUCGGCUGGUCUGUUCGAGUCCUGGGAUUCUUGAUGCUGGCGCUCAGUAUUAUCGCCUGUGCAUCUGUAUCUUCAAAUGCGACCAGGAGAAAGGGUGGUCCGCUUCUUCUCUGGAAAGCGUGGAAGCAACCGGCAUACACCUUGCAGAUCACCGGGCUUUUCUUGGUCGUUUGGGCAAUGUUUAUACCAUUUUUCUACAUACCAGGAUACGCCCAGUCGAUCUCCAUCGAUAUCGACAUGUCCAACUACCUGAUCGCAAUUUUGAAUGCCGGCUCCUUACUAGGUAGACUCUUGGGAGGCGCGGUGGCAAAUCACCUCGGCCAGUUCAACACAUUGGCCGGGGCAUCAGUGAUUUGUGGAAUACUGAAUUUCUGUUGGCUGUCAAUAAACUCCCUCGGAGGCAUGAUUGCAUUUUCUGUGCUUUUGGGAUUCUUCUCCGGAACUAUCAUCGGACUCUUUCCCGCUACGAUAGCAAUGACUGCCAUGAAUCCGAAUGAGAUUGGAUCUUACCUCGGCAUGGGACUGGGGGCGUUGAGCAUCUCCGGGCUUACGGGGACUCCGAUUACGGGUGCCUUGAUUAAUAGUUAUGGGUCCUAUGACCCUGCAAUCAUCUUUGCUGGCGUAUGCAGCAUUGUGGGUGCCGUGAUUGUUGCUGGAGGACGGGCUUAUUUUGUUAACAGCAACUAG
Messenger RNA from Penicillium waksmanii, 1245 nucleotides. RefSeq names its product MCT family MFS transporter. Gene Ontology annotation, biological process: transmembrane transport. Gene Ontology annotation, cellular component: fungal-type vacuole membrane. The transcript has 3 exons. Gene Ontology annotation, molecular function: transmembrane transporter activity. The coding region runs from base 1 to 1245 and encodes 414 amino acids. NCBI's taxonomy places the organism in Eukaryota, Fungi, Ascomycota, Eurotiomycetes, Eurotiales, Aspergillaceae. The record is from RefSeq and is a predicted model, not a curated record.